AUCAGUCGUCGCCGCGCGUUCGCGGGGAGUCCAUCGUGCGAGUCCGUAAUUUCGUCGUCUUUGGACAAGUUCGUUCUCUUUCGAGCAUAUACGAUCUUCGUAUCUUCUUAAGCUUCUUCAUACGAAUAAACAAAUCGAAAUAGAAGAUAAGAAGUAAGAUAAGAAGACAAAAAAAAAGAAGAAAGAAGGAAGAAAGUAAAAAGGAAAAAAAGAGAGAAGAAAAAGGAAAAAGGAAAGAAAGAAAGAGAGAAAGAGAGAAAGAGAGAGAGAGAGAGAGAGAGAGAGAGAGAGAGAGAGAGAAAGAAAGAAGAAAGAAAAAGAAAAGAACAUUUUGAUAGAAAAAUUGAGUUAUAUCUAUUUCGUGUUUAGAGCUUGCAGGAUGACGAGGAUCAAGAACGAUCCUUUUAAUAUUAUCGUGGUACAACGUGUUCUGUGACGUUUCAUGUCCCAGUACAAAGUUAUGAUCAAGGAGAUCAAAGAUAUAAGAUAAGAGAUCAUCAAACACAUAUACCUACAUUUUUUAUAUCGUCGACGGAAAAUGCCAAGGAUCGCACGGGAUACUAUAGUCGUCCUUUGGUGGAUCCGGCGAUCCAUCCUGGCAUAUUGCAUCAGAAAUCUGACACGACCCUUGAAAGUCUUCUGAAGAAACAGGAUGCACCAUACGGCGCCGUGGUAUUUACCUUGGGGCCUAAAGCUGGUGCCACUACCGAUACCGCCAGGACAUCCGGCAUCCGGUCUACCAAAUCCCGGAUUGCAUCUAUUGGCACCCUUACCGGGCAUUUAUGCUCCGGAACCACGAAAGAUCGAUUUGAAGCCCCUCCGCGAAACAACGAUACCACUGCCCGCCUCUAAGGUUACGGAAAAACGCAAAGCCGAGGAGGCCGAUGCCAGUAAGGACUUGAAAAAGGCGAAAUUGGAAACGAAAGCAUUGAAAGCAAAGAGGCCAGGAUUCACAGACGAGCGUUACAAUGAGACCAGCUAUUACGUGGAAAACGGGCUUCGAAAGGUAUAUCCCUAUUACUUCACAUUUACAACGUUCACGAAAGGCCGAUGGGUCGGCGAGAAGAUCUUGGAGGUCUUUGCAAGAGAAUUCCGUGCCCAUCCUGCGGAGGAAUAUGAGAGAUGUAUACGUGCUGGUACGCUCACCGUCAAUUAUCAAAGGGUGGACGUCGAUUAUAGAUUGCGACACAAUGACCUUCUGGCUAACGUCGUUCAUAGACACGAGGUGCCUGUCACCUCGGAGCCGAUCACGGUGAUACACAUGGACGAGGACGUCGUCGUGGUCAACAAGCCCGCCUCCAUCCCUGUACAUCCGUGCGGACGUUAUCGACACAACACGGUCGUCUUCAUUUUGGCAAAAGAAUACAACUUGAAGAAUCUUAGGACUAUCCAUAGGCUGGAUAGAUUGACCAGUGGAAUAUUACUUUUUGGUAGGACACCGAAGAAAGCAAGACAAAUGGAACAUCAGAUAAGAAAUAGACAGGUGCACAAACAAUACGUGUGCCGGGUCGAAGGUGAAUUUCCGGAGGAAGAAGUGGUCUGUUCAGAACCGAUCGAGGUCGUUUCCUACAAGAUAGGUGUUUGCAAGGUAUCCGAAAAGGGUAAGGACUGCGUCACACGUUUCAAACGUUUGAGUUACAAUGGAAAAUCUUCAGUGGUACUUUGCAAACCACAAACUGGUCGUAUGCAUCAAAUACGAGUUCACCUACAAUAUCUCGGUUAUCCUGUGGUGAAUGAUCCUCUUUACAAUCACGUGGUCUUUGGUCCUCACAAGGGAAAGGGCGGUAACAUCGGUAAAACAGACGAGGAAUUGGUCAGAGAUCUCAUUAGUAUUCACAAUGCCGAGAAUUGGCUUGGCAUGGAUGGGGACUCUGAGAUGAGUCUCUUCAAGCCGAAACUCGACAUGGAGGAACGCGAUUUGGCUGGCAACGAUAAGAACGUUAAUUCCUCGCCGGAGGAAGCAUCUUCGACGGCUACAUUGUCCGAGGAGGAACAACGGCCCCAGCAAGAACUUAAGUCUCUCAAAGUGACAGUUGGAACGCAAACGGGUUCAGAGCCACCCGAUCAAAGCUUCGCUAACGAUAAGGUCACCGUCGAUCCACACUGCUACGAGUGCAAAGUCAAAUACAGAGAUCCAAAACCAUCGGAUUUAGUGAUGUACCUUCACGCGUGGCGUUACUGUGGACCAGGCUGGGAAUACGAGACACCACUUCCUGCGUGGGCAGCCAGCGAUUGGACGGCCGAUGAUCGAUAGUUUACGAAGAAAUUGGGAAAUGCGUGUAAUGCGAUAUAUCGACCAAUAAUUCCCGAUGAACGAUCAUCGCGAACGAUCAUCGUGACCGACCCUUCAACAAUUUUUUUGAUAUCCUUACCCCGUGCCUUCCAUCCGCGAACGAGCGAUCGUGACCAUCGUACGUGACUUUGUCCGGAAAGUAACGAGACUUUGCAAUAUUCAAAUAAUGUUUUCAUAUUCACUCCUCGACGGUUCAAGUAUUAAAAAUAAAAAAGAAAGUAAAAGAAAAAAAAAAAAGAAAUAAAAAAGAAAAUAAAAAAAA
Messenger RNA from Vespa mandarinia (Asian giant hornet), 2555 nucleotides. Its product is annotated as pseudouridylate synthase RPUSD2. Gene Ontology annotation, biological process: enzyme-directed rRNA pseudouridine synthesis. Gene Ontology annotation, molecular function: RNA binding; pseudouridine synthase activity. Lineage: Eukaryota; Metazoa; Arthropoda; Insecta; Hymenoptera; Vespidae. The record is from RefSeq and is a predicted model, not a curated record.